CCCACCACCACAUUACGCAAGCCAUCAUGUCGUCCUCUCUCCUCCGUGCCGUCGCCCGCCGCGGUGCCUCGACUGCAUUCUUCCAGGCCAACUCCGUCGUCCGCACAACUCCUCUGGUCGCCCGCGCUGGCGUCCUCAUUCCCAUGGCUGCCGGCAUUCCGACCGCCUCUCAAUUCAGCACCACUACUGCUGUGCGCUCUGGCGACCACGGCGAGGAGACCUUUGAGGAGUUCACCGCGAGGUUCGAGAAGGAAUUUGAUGGCGUCAAUGACGUUUUUGAACUCCAGCGCAACCUUAACAACGCCUUCGCUUACGAUCUCGUCCCUUCGCCCGUCGUCAUCGCCGCCGCCCUAAGAGCCGCCCGCCGCGUCAACGACUUCGCCACUGCUGUCCGCAUCUUCGAAGGCAUCAAGGCCAAGGUCGAGAACAAGGGCCAGUACGAGCAGUACCUCGCCGAGCUCAAGCCGCUACGGGAGGAGCUCGGUGUGCCUCUGAAGGAGGACAUCUACCCCGAGGAGCAUAAAUAAAUUAAGCGCGGCCCUUGUUUGCAACCCGUCGAAGGCGGUGUGCUCGAAGAUCCGAUGGUGGAGAAGGAAAACGCAACGGAUGAAAGGAAAGAAUCCGUUACUUGACUUUCCGCUUUCUCGUGUCGUGCGUGGAGUUAGAGGAGUGAAGUUGGAUGUCCUAGUGGACGAUUUCUGGAGUUAUCUGGGUGAUCCAAAGAAAGAUAGGAAGGGGCCAAGCUCGUGUAUUCUAACCAUUAGAGGCGAAGACUCGGGAAACAAAACCCUCAAUAGCCAGUUUCUUUUGUUUCUUCCGU
This is a messenger RNA of Sodiomyces alkalinus F11, 820 nucleotides long. Its product is annotated as cytochrome c oxidase polypeptide VI. Lineage: Eukaryota; Fungi; Ascomycota; Sordariomycetes; Glomerellales; Plectosphaerellaceae. The record is from RefSeq and is a predicted model, not a curated record. The transcript has 4 exons. The coding region runs from base 27 to 527 and encodes 166 amino acids. Gene Ontology annotation, biological process: mitochondrial electron transport, cytochrome c to oxygen. Gene Ontology annotation, cellular component: mitochondrial inner membrane.